Molecule: messenger RNA, 1146 nt
Organism: Spodoptera litura
Lineage: Eukaryota; Metazoa; Arthropoda; Insecta; Lepidoptera; Noctuidae
Cellular component (GO): extracellular matrix
Source: RefSeq, a predicted model, not a curated record
GAAGAACACAUACCACCAUGGCAGCUAAGUUUAUCGUACUUUCCCUGUUCGUAGCAUCAGUCUACGGCAGCGGUGGUUACUCAAGCUUCUCCUAUGGUGUGUCAGACCCUAACACUGGUGACGUCAAGGAUCAGCACGAGAAACGCGUCGGUGACAGCGUCGUUGGAAAAUACUCACUUCUGGAAUCAGAUGGAACCAAAAGGAUUGUCGAGUAUGCUGCUAACGCCGCCACUGGAUUCAAUGCUGUUGUCCGCAAGGAACCUGCUGUUGGUGUGCAUCCGUCUGGACCUCUUGCUCCUCUAGCUGGAGCUGCACAUGGACCUGUAGCGCAUCCAGCUCCAUUGGCGCCUGUUGCUGGCCCAGUCCGUCCCGCACCUAUUGCUCCUUUGGCUGGAGCUGGUCCCCUUGCGCACCCCGCUGCUGUACCUCAUCCCGGUGCACUUCCUCAUCCUGGCGCUCUAGCACACCCCGGUGCUCUUGGUUAUCCAGGUGCCCUUGCUCGUGGUGCUCUUCCUCAUCCUGGUGCUCUCGCCCACCCUGGAGCUCUUGCUCACCCUGGAGCCAUCGCCCAUCCUGGAGCACUCGCCCACCCUGGAGCAUUCGCCCACCCCGGUGCUCUGGCCCACCCUGGCGCUCUCCCCUACCCUGGAUCUCUUCCUCAUCCUGGUGCUCUUGCCCACCCUGGUGCGUACGGUGCCAACCGUUUUGCUGGCAACUUAGCGUAUCCUGGUUAUGCUAACGGAUACGGCAGCCCCUUGGCUGGUCAUCUUGGCAACCGUGGAGCUCCUGCUGUCUCUCACUACUCCCACUCUAUUGUUCACAACGCUGCUCGCCCCUACCCUGGACCUUACGCUGGAGCCUACAACGGUGCUUACGGUGGAGCUUACGGUGGCGCUUACGGUGGUGCCUAUGGUGGAUACGGAGCUGCGGCCCACGGACUCGCUAACCCUCACGCCCACGGACUAAUCAACCCUCAUGCGCACGGUGUUGCCCACAGUUAUGCCAACUCUGUAGCGCAUCCAGCUCCUCAUGGUCAUGGAGCAUAUGGUGCCCCGGCUCUUGGUGCCCCGGCUCUUGGAGCUGGUUUAGCCUGGUGAUGAAAUGACUGUUACUGAUCUGUGAUUUAGACGACUAAUAAAUUAUGAA